AUGAGCGAAUACUUAAGUCAAAACUGUGUCGAUCUGGUAUAUGAUGUUUACGAUGGUACAGACGACGACACGUUUGCUAAGCCAUUACCACCCGUGGUCAUCUUUCACGGGUUAGGAGACUGCAAAGAGAAUUGGAAAUACAUAGCAUCUUCCAUAGCCGAUAGGACUGUUAGAAAGGUUUAUGUACCAGAUAUUAGAAAUCAUGGAAAAAGCCCGAAGACUUCAAAUAUGACACUCGAAGCAAAUGUCAACGACUUUGAAAAAUUUCUUCGAUUCAUUAACGAGCCUGUCAUCGUUAUUGGACACAGUUUUGGAGGAAUAACAGCAUUAUAUCUUUCAUUCCAAAAGUAUAUAGAAAUGAUUACAGUGGCAUAA
Centruroides sculpturatus (bark scorpion) is the source of this 375-nucleotide messenger RNA. Its product is annotated as protein ABHD11-like. The record is from RefSeq and is a predicted model, not a curated record. Gene Ontology annotation, cellular component: mitochondrion. The transcript is spliced from 4 exons. Bases 1 to 375 code for a protein of 124 amino acids. NCBI's taxonomy places the organism in Eukaryota, Metazoa, Arthropoda, Arachnida, Scorpiones, Buthidae.